Molecule: messenger RNA, 1323 nt
Organism: Leptopilina heterotoma
Lineage: Eukaryota; Metazoa; Arthropoda; Insecta; Hymenoptera; Figitidae
Product: inhibitor of Bruton tyrosine kinase-like
Exons: 3
Coding region: 1-1323 (440 amino acids)
Biological process (GO): proteasome-mediated ubiquitin-dependent protein catabolic process; regulation of proteolysis
Cellular component (GO): cytoplasm
Molecular function (GO): ubiquitin protein ligase binding
Source: RefSeq, a predicted model, not a curated record
AUGGAGAAAAAUGAGAAAAUCUAUACAAGAAGUUUUAUUGUAACAACGUCCGGUGAAGAGACUAAUUUUGGAUUUGAUAAUUUUAUUGAUUUUGAUGAAUUAAUGACAAUAAUUAAUGGCGAUCAAUUGGAAAUAUUUGUUGAAAUGUUUUUAAAAACUGAUGAGAUAAAAGUUGAGUUCAAAGAAUUUAUGAACUCGGAAUUUUUGAGUGAUGUGCAAAUUUUUAUUCAGGAGGAAAAAUUCUACGCUCAUAAGUUUAUGUUAGCAGCCAAAAGCCCGUAUUUCAACGAUUUAUUCAAAACCAACAAAGAACUGAAAGAAAUUAAUAAUCUUGAUAACAUAAAACCAGACACUUUUAUUGAAAUUCUAAAUUACAUUUAUACCGAUAGUGUAAAAAAUUGGUCACUAUCAUGCGAUAUUCUAUUGGGAGCACAUUUUCUGAAAAUGGAAAAUCUCAAAUCAAAAUGUGAGGAAUAUUUAAGAAAUAAUAUAACAAUGGAAAGUGUGAGUCCAGUUCUGAUGUUGGCCGUUGCAUGUGAAACGAAAUUUCUAUUGAAACACUGUCUCCAUUUUAUUUUGCAAAAUGUUAAUAGUCUCGCAAAAUCGAAUAAUUUACAAUGCUUGAAAAGUGAACCUAUUAUAAUACUGAAUAUUCUGAAACAAUUAUUUGAGAACACAGCGAAUGGCGAUAUGUCCAUUACUGACAAUAUAAUACUCUAUUUUAAAAAUAGUGCAUCACAAAUUGAUUGCCAAAUGUUAAGGGAUUAUGAACCAUUUUUAAAUAGCGAGAUUUUAAGUGAUAUCACAAUUCAAGUUGGUGAGAAAAUUUAUCAAUGUCACAAAUUAGUUUUAGCUGCUAAAAGUCCAGUAUUGAGAAGAAUGCUAAUGAGCAAUAUGAAAGAAGCUAUUAAUAAUUUUAUCGAAAUUAAAGAUAUGAAAGUUGAAGUAUUUCAAGAAGUACUCAGAUACAUGUAUACGGGAAAAGUGGAAAAUUUACUGGAAGAGAAUGCACUCGACAUAUUGAAAGCUGCCGAUCAGUACAAUUUAGAUCAUUUGAAAAAAUUAUGCCAAGAAUAUUUGGUUGAUUUCUUGAGGCACGAAAAUGUUGUAAAAAUCGUCAAAGUUGCAAACACAUAUAAUGCGCCUUUUUUAAGGAAGAGUUGCGUUUAUUUUAUUGUCAAGCAAAUGGUUUUUUAUUCAAAAAACGAAAAUCUCCCGAAAGUUAUCGAUCUUGAUAGUCUUACUGAUGAUCAUUCUGAUAUUCUUUUUGAAAUUCUCGAUAUUUUGACCAGAAACUGCUUCAUCAAGUACAAUAAAAAUUGA